CGCAAUGUCCCCCCUACGAUCGAUCGAAGCAGCACCGAACGCAGUGGAAGAGAAAUCCAAACCCCUUCAAGAAAUUCAAGGUUUUGAUCCUUCAAUCCCAAAUCCCCUUUCUUUCUUUCGUUAUCUUCUUUUUUUAGAUUUAUCUAAGAACCUUGUAAUCUUUUUGAGAUCGAACCUUAGAAGCCCACUCUGAUUCCUGCAUUAAUCUCCCGGAUCAGGUGAUUGAUCUCCUCUCCCUAGUAAUUGGAGCAGCGCAACAGCAAUUUCUUAUUUUUCCUUUUCUUUUCUAUAUUUUAAGUCCUUUUUCUUGAAUUCCUUGUCUUAUUCCAGAUGCGUAAGGAUGAUGAUUGCCUCAUCGCAUCUCCUAUUCUGAAGGGAAUUUCUGUUCUUGAUCUCUCUUCUACUCUUCAGCUUCUUGGGUCUAAGUACAGUCUGAUGAAGAGACACCACGAACAGAGUGAUAAACUUGUAAAACUACGGGCUAAUUAUGAAAUGCUAAAAUAUAAGUUCCUGGAGGAGUGCGAGCCUAAAUACGAAACCUUGAAGCAGAAGUACUCAGAAGAGUGCGCUGAAAGGAAGCGCCUACAUAAUGAACUGAUCAAGCUGAAGGGCAAUAUGAGGGUUUUUUUUGCAGAUGCAGGCCAUUAAGCUCAGAAGAGAUCUCUAAAGGUUAUUCUUUUGUGGUAGAGCUUGACCCAUCACAGGAUACUGAAUUGCAGAUCAUCUGUUUAGACUCCUCCAAAAAGCAGUUUAAAUUUGAUCAUGUUUUUGGACCUAAAGAUGAUCAUGGUAAUGUUUCUCUGUAGAUGAUUAAGGUAAUGAGUAUUCAUAUGAAUCACACGAUUGCUAUGGACACCUGAAAUGUAAAAGAAAUAAUUUAAAAUUUAUUAUUGGAUUCCUCGUGGUUCGUGCACUGUUUCAUUGAUAGUUUCCAUGUAUGUUUUUGGUAGAAAGUGAUUGGUUAUCGUAGUCAUUCCUCAAUUCCUUAUU
Messenger RNA from Phoenix dactylifera (date palm), 990 nucleotides. NCBI's taxonomy places the organism in Eukaryota, Viridiplantae, Streptophyta, Magnoliopsida, Arecales, Arecaceae. The record is from RefSeq and is a predicted model, not a curated record.